Anopheles nili is the source of this 1140-nucleotide messenger RNA. Its product is annotated as transmembrane protein 185B. Bases 81 to 1127 code for a protein of 348 amino acids. NCBI's taxonomy places the organism in Eukaryota, Metazoa, Arthropoda, Insecta, Diptera, Culicidae. The record is from RefSeq and is a predicted model, not a curated record. The transcript is spliced from 5 exons.
UGAAAUUUAGGUAGAUUCGGCUCAUUUUAAGGAAUAACUACCAGAUCGGUAUGAUAAGGUAGUGAUAUAUAAGGCUCAUCAUGAAUCUGCAAUCCUUGUUUCAGGAUUUCAAUCCGAGCAAAUUUGUUGUCCAUUGUUGUUUGUUCUCUUUCACAAUUUUAUUCUGCUUGAGAUUAGACGAUUACAUCGAUUGGCCUUAUUGGGUUGUUUUCGUUCCACUAUGGGUGUGGAAAAGCAUUGCUACUCUGGGUGCGAUUGUGGGAGCUAUUGUAUGGUGCCGCUAUCCACAUUACAGAGUCGAAGGGGAUUCGUAUUCGCACUUCAAAGCCAUGCUCAUAUCGCUUUCUCUACAUCUGAUAUUGCUGAUGUUCGAACUCCUCGCCUGCGAUCGUCUCACGUCCGGGCGCCACCUGUGGGUGCUUGUAUUUAUCCCACUAAUAUUCGGUAGUGCGGCUAGCGUAGGCGCUGGCGUAUGGGCAGUCAAACAUGAUCGUUCAUUCGAGCUUGAGUUGUUUUGUGCUGUGAAUGCCCUUCAAUUCGUAUUUUUACCUCUGAAACUAGACGGACUUGUUUCAUGGAGCUGGGAAGUCGUUUUUGUACCACUAUGGAUUGUGUUAUGUCUUAGUUUAGUUGCUGUGCUGUACAGCAUCAUAUUUAGUGUUAUCUUGCUGCGCACACCAGAAGUUUCCGUACAGCAGAAAAAAUCUGCGUUCUACUCUGCCAUCGGAAAUUGCGCCACCGUAAUUCCAGUACUUGUUUUCCAAGUACUCUUAGCAGAUAAACUUGAUGAGGAUCUUAACUGGCCGUACAUAGCUGUCGCUGGACCGCUACUCUUUGCCCUAUUCACGUUAAUUAUUCUUAGCUUCAACGCUAAAGGAGGAAACAAAUGGUGGUUUGGCAUACGCAAAAAUUUUAGCCAAUUCUUACUCGGAGCGCUUCCAUGUUUACAGGAGUAUGGUAACAUAUCAUAUCACACAGAUAGUGGCCAAACCAUGCCGCUAGACAGCACUACCGUGCAGCUGGAUGAUUUUGAAAAAGGCGAUAGGAAAACUAAAAAAUCACAAACUAAAAAAAACGACCAUCUGAAACCUGUGGUACCGAUCGUAAGCAUAGAGCUGCCGGAUUAAUUUAUUAUGAUAA